GCGUGAAGAUGAUUGACCAACGAAUGCCUACGUACUAUAGUAUGCCGCCGCUUGCGCCAAUGCCUAUGGACGGCAUUCGUGACAAAGGUCCAUAUAUGCACGGCAUUGGCUGGCCGAUGGCCGAAGGCGGCGAUGUGCGGAAUAGAUGGCGCCGACGUCAUUGUCAGAUCGGCAACGAGAGCAGGGUAGCGACAAGGAAGGAAAGAUCGGACUGCGGGAGAGAGUGACGAUGUCUCAUGCACGAGUUAAAGAAGGCCCAUUUCGAACACACGACCUGGCCUAUCCAAAUGGACGAAAUCUGCAGCGUCAUCAGCACCACAUGUGGCACUCCACCGAGUUUUACAAGUCACAAGGCUGCCCACUUGGGGAGGUGACCCUUCCACCUCUGUUGGGACUGUCAUGCCAGCAUCUCCAUCCGGCUACUCACCACUGGGCCACUAUGAUCAAGAACAUUCCUGCGGCGAUUCAAGCAUCGUGGCGGCUAUGUGUCUCACAUGCUUAUGUGGGAACUGUGGAACCCACCGAGUGUCCUUUUCGUGUGGGUGACUUUGUCCUUCGGCGAUGUCUCGUAGCAGCUUCCAACGACGGGAGAAUUCCCAUUUUGAGUCCCUCAUCAUGCAUGCUUGGAAUCAAGGAAUUUGCCCAUGUGUAGAGCCAAUUCAACGUUCGUUGGGAUUACGACAAGGCUCGUGGCAACUCGUGCCCAUACAGCGCACAGUGCACGGCGCGGUCUGUGAGGAAUUGUCCCGGGGCUUCCAUGUGCGCAAGCGACGCCGGCCACCCGACCAGGAUGUCGUUCUUGGGCGUGGCGGCCGCCGGGUGCAUGAUGAACAUGGCCGUGGCGUACCCUUUGGACUGGUUCCGUCUCUUAACUUAAUCGAUCUCGAUCGACGUACCUCUUGAGCGCGCAGGUUGCGAUCCGCCUCCACGACGCUUUUGCACCGCCGUCGCGCGGCAUUGAUCGCGGUCAGCGUCAGCGCGGCAUGUCCAAAGUCCGCCGCCUUGGCCACGAUCUAACGUAAUGUACGUCAAAACCGGUGCUUUGAGAUGGACUCCACCUCGUAUUCGUGCCUCGACAGGACGUUCGUUAAGGUGCUCGAUCGAGGGUACGUUAACGAGCUGUGCUUAAUCUUCCCCACACAACACGGAGCCAGCACAUACGCAGCAUUCGACUCGAGGCACUUCUCCAGCACCAUGUCCGUGGCCUGAUGAGUACAUUAAGUUACAAGUACAUACAUCCAUAAACUA
Messenger RNA from Aphanomyces astaci, 1248 nucleotides. RefSeq lists its product as hypothetical. Lineage: Eukaryota; Oomycota; Saprolegniomycetes; Saprolegniales; Verrucalvaceae. The record is from RefSeq and is a predicted model, not a curated record. The coding region runs from base 146 to 652 and encodes 168 amino acids. The transcript has a single exon.